AUUAGAAAAAUUAGAAUGCAGGGUAAGAGAAGAUGAUAGCCAUUCCUGCUGCUCUCAGAGCAAGAAAGAAGGACCCUCUUCUUGCCCACAAAAGCAUCACUGUAUCGCUUGCUUUCUUCUUCACCCACGCCAAAACAUCUCAACAGCAAACCAUCCAUCCUAGUCGUCGUGUUCAUCAGAAAGAAGAAGUUAAAGAAGAGGCAGUAGCAGAAGAAGCAGAAGAGAGCAUAAGCAAUAGGACCCAUUGGACCAGAAGGAUUCACAGCCUCUGCACUCUCAAACGUAACGUAGACGAAGCUCUUCGCCUUCUCGACCGUCUCCGUCUCCGGGGAUAUCGUCCUGACUCCCUCAACCUCAGCAGUAUAAUUCACGCCCUCUGCGACUCCAAUCGCUUCUCUGAAGCCCAUCAACGCCUUCUCUUCAUUGCUUCCGAUUGUGUUCCCGAUGAACGCACUUGCAAUGUCCUCAUUGCCCGCCUCCUUGAUGCCCGAACUCCCAAACUUACCUUGCAAGUUGUACAUGGCUUGAUCGCUGCGAAGCCCGCUUUCGUCCCCUCUCUGAUCAAUUACAACCGCCUCAUUGAUCAGCUAUGCUCCCUAUCACAACCAAUCGAAGCUCAACGGUUGUUCUUCGACAUGAAAAGCCGUGGGCACUCUCCUAACACCGUCACCUACACCACUCUUAUCCAUGGUUAUUCAAGAAUUGGCGAGUUGGACGUUGCUCGGAAGUUGUUCGAUGAAAUGGUUGAUAAUGGCAUCCUGCCCAAUUCACUCACUUACAGUGUCUUGCUGAAAGGUGUUCUUCGGAAGCGCAAGGUUGAAGAGGGUAUGGAAUUGAUGCAGGAGCUUUGGCUGAAGAUGGUUGAUGAAGAGGACCCUUCUGUCAACAAUGCUGCUUUUGCUAAUCUCAUUGAUUCUCUGUGUCGAGAAGGUUUCUUUUAUUUGGUUUUUAAGAUAGCAGAAGAGAUGCCUCAAGGGAAGAGUGUUAAUGAGGAAUUUGCUUAUGGGCAGAUUAUAGAUUCACUUGGUAGAGCUCGGCGGCAUCAUGGGGCAUCAAGGAUUGUGUAUAUAAUGAAAAAAAGGGGAUUUGUUCCAAGCUUGGUCUCAUACAAUUCAAUAAUACAUGGUUUGAGCAAGGAAGGAGGUUGUAUGAGGGCUUAUCAGUUAUAUCAAGAAGGAAUUGAAUUUGGGUACAUGCCAUCAGAGCCUACUUACAAGGUCCUCGUAGAGGGUCUCUGCCAAGAAGCAGAUCUAUGUAAGGCUAAGAACCUCCUCCAUUCUAUGCUAAAUAAGGAAGGUGUUAACAGGACUAGAAUCUACAAUAUAUUCUUGGGAGCUCUCUGUCUUAUGGACAAUUCCAGUGAGCUUCUAAACGUACUUGUCUCCAUGCUUCAGAUGCAAUGCCAACCUGAUGUGGUUACUCUCAACACCGUUAUUAACGGUUUCUGCAAGAUGGGAAGAGUUGAAGAGGCCAUGAAAGUCCUACAUGACAUGUUGAUGGGAAGUCUUUGUGCUCCAGAUGCUGUGACCUUCACUACCAUUAUUUCCGGUCUAUUGAAUGAUGGAAGAACCAAAGAAGCCCUUGAUAUGUUGCAUAAAAAAAUGCCCGAAAAGGGUCUAAGCCCUGGUGUUGUGACUUAUAAUGCUGUUCUUCAAGGGCUAUGUAAACCUCAUAAGGUCGAUGAAGCUGUGGGAAUUUUCAAUGUCAUGAUUAGUAAUGGAGUGGUUGCUGAUUGUACAACUUACACCAUAAUGAUUGAGGGGUUAUGCAGAUCUAACCGCAUAGAAGAGGCUAAGAGGUUUUGGGAGAAUGUUAUUUGGCCCUCAGGGAUACAUGAUGAUUUUGUUUAUGCAGCAAUCCUCAAAGGUCUAUGCACUUCAGGAAAGCUGAAUGAGGCAUGUAAUUUCUUAUAUGAACUGGUAGAUUGCGGUGUGGCUCCAAAUAUUGUGAAUUACAACAUUCUAAUUGACAAUGCAUGCAAGUUAGGUUUGAAGAGAGAUGCUUACCAAAUAAUGGGAGAGAUGAGAAAAAAUGGUAUAACCCCAGAUGCUGUCACAUGGAGGAUUCUAGAGAAGUUGCAUGGGAUUACUAGGAAGAAAAUCCUUGCCGAUGAUCAGAUGUUGACAUCUAAAGAGGUUGCAGGAAAGUUGGAUAGGGAUGGUGGAAUACCGGAAUUAGUGGACAAAGAGUAGCCACUCAGCAUUUGAGAGACAAAAAUAGCAUCUAGAAACAAUUCAACUAACCUCUUCAAGACACAUAAAUAAAUAAAUUAAAAAUACCAGAGUUGAUGUUGUUACCUGCAUUCAGAAGUGGAGGGACUGGAUAGGUUGCAUGGGUGUUGGAAAGCUGAUUCAGUAACACAAUUUUUGGUCCCAGAUAAAGGAGAUGGUAUACAUUUGCUAAUAGGUUCUGCAUUUCAUGAUUGGAGGACAAGCAAUGUUGUUAUGCAAUUA
Molecule: messenger RNA, 2453 nt
Organism: Telopea speciosissima
Lineage: Eukaryota; Viridiplantae; Streptophyta; Magnoliopsida; Proteales; Proteaceae
Product: pentatricopeptide repeat-containing protein At3g18020
Exons: 1
Coding region: 33-2192 (719 amino acids)
Molecular function (GO): protein binding
Source: RefSeq, a predicted model, not a curated record